Messenger RNA from Manis pentadactyla (Chinese pangolin), 1505 nucleotides. RefSeq names its product rho-related GTP-binding protein RhoQ-like. The record is from RefSeq and is a predicted model, not a curated record. The transcript has a single exon. Gene Ontology annotation, biological process: small GTPase-mediated signal transduction; cortical actin cytoskeleton organization. Bases 106 to 714 code for a protein of 202 amino acids. Lineage: Eukaryota; Metazoa; Chordata; Mammalia; Pholidota; Manidae. Gene Ontology annotation, molecular function: GTP binding; GTPase activity.
CUGCGCGGACCGGCGGCGGCGGACCCCCCAGGAGGGCUGGGGUUGAGCCCGGGUCCGGAGCGGGGGCUCCGGGAGGACCAUGCCCGGAGGCCGGCGGGCCGCAGCAUGGCUCACGGACCCGGCGCGCUGAUGCUCAAGUGCGUGGUGGUCGGCGACGGGGCGGUGGGCAAGACGUGCCUACUCAUGAGCUAUGCCAACGACGCCUUUCCGGAGGAGUACGUGCCCACCGUCUUCGACCACUACGCAGUCAGCGUCACCGUGGGGGGCGAGCAGUACCUCCUGGGACUCUACGACACGGCCGGACAGGAAGACUAUGAUCGUCUGAGGCUUUUAUCUUAUCCAAUGACCGAUGUCUUCCUUACAUGCUUCUCUGUGGUAAAUCCAGCCUCAUUUCAAAAUGUGAAAGAGGAGUGGGUACCAGAACUGAAGGAAUAUGCACCAGAUGUACUCUUUUUAUUAAUAGGAACUCAGAUUGAUCUCCGAGAUGACCCCAAAACUUUAGCAAGACUGAAUGGUAUGAAAGAAAAACCUGUAUGUGUGGAACAAGGACAGAAACUAGCAAAAGAGAUAGGAGCAUGCUGCUAUGUGGAAUGUUCAGCUUUAACCCAGAAGCGAUUGAAGACUGUUUUUGAUGAGGCUAUUUUAACUCCAAAGAAACACACAGUAAAAAAAAGAAUAGGAUCAAGAUGUAUGAACUGUUGUUUGAUUACGUGAAACAUCUUCCGUGGUCAAGGAACUGUCCGUUUCUCUCAGAAAGCAUAUGAAAUGCCACAGCUACACCAAGACCUCUGAGAAUGAAGCAGUUUAAAAUUUGAAAGAAAAAAAUCCCACAACCCUGUCCUCAGAAUUCUGUCAAGUUCACUAAGAAUGUUUCUUAAAGGUAGAAGAGCAGCAGACAGCAUCUGAAGCCACAAUCUAUUAUAAAUACUUUAUUUCAACUAGAAGGUACAAUCUCUCAGGGGUUUCAUAGUUUAAAAAGCUACAAUCACAUCAUGUUGUAACUACAUAAAAACAGUGCUGUGAAUGGAACUGCCUGGCUUAGACCGCAUGCAUUUCUGCACAGUCUUUAUGGAAUCUGCACAAAGAAAUAUCUUCUCCCUUUGCUUCAGUUAAUUGUUCUUCUUUGUAAGUUGCUUUCUAUUCCAGUAUAUCCAGAGUGGCGAAAUAAUAAGGCCAGCCAUGUAGCCAAAGGUCGCUCCGAGUGUACAGGAGAUGGGCCAUACCUGAGGAGAGAAUGUAUGAGAUCAGAAAGAACAGAUGUUUUAUUACCACCUGAGCACAAGUUAAGUGUAACCUAAACAUUUCUAUAUUAAAGCCUAAUGUGCUUUCUUAAAGAACGCCAAAAGUGUAAUAAGGUCAUAACUGCAUUUAUCAUGAACACUAACAAUGUACGUAUUUUAGUUAAUGUGCAUUUAACUGUAACAACGCUUCUGGCGAUUGUAGAUUUAGUUUGAUGCUCCCCAAACUGCAUGAGAUACAUGCUAAAAUUACAAAUUAAAAUUUUG